UUAAUACCCACGUGGCUUUUAGACUCUGCUGCGUUUGUAGGACAGUCAAGAUGACCGAGAUGGAUGUAGAUAGUUCAAAAGCUGUGGUUGAUCUGACUCAAGUGACCCUAGACGAGGGGAUAAGCUCUGCUGUAGUGCCUUCUGCUGGUCUACUGGAUGUACUUGAGAAUGAGAAGUAUUGUGAUGUCACCUUUGUUGUUGAUGGAGAAAAAUUCAAAGCACAUCGAGUGAUCCUUGCCUCGCAGUGUGAAUACUUUGACAGACUGCUGUAUGGGCCCCUUAAGGAGGCGAAAACUGAUCAGAUAGCACUCCAAGACACUCCAGCGGCUGCAUUUCAAUACCUCCUCAGAUAUUUGUACACUGGGCAACUGGAAACUAUUGACAUUCAGGCUGCAUUGGACUUGCUGUGUCUGGCUGAUCGCUACCAACUCAAUGAGCUCAAGUCCUGUUUGGAGCAGAAUCUCUCUCAUCAUUUGAGCAUCAGUACUAUCUUCCAGUUUCUCUUCUAUGCCGAGGCUUACAACUGCAGCGACCUUCAUCAGAUAUGUACCACCUAUAUCGAAUGCAACACACAUAGUGUUUUAUGUAGUGAGGUCAUUCUCAAUUUGCCUUACAGUCACUUCAAAUCGUUUGUCUCUCGCGAUCAACUACUGGUAGAUGAGAUUGAAGUGUUUGACACAGUACAGAAAUGGAUUGCUCAAAACAAUCCUGAGACGAGGGAGAGGGAGAAAUUGCUGAAAUGUAUUCGGUUGUCGGAGAUAUCAGCCAGUCAGCUACAAGAGAAGGUUGCUUCCAGUGGCCUCUUUGACAAACCUGUUAUCUCCAAGGCACUGGAGAUUCAGAGCAGCGCUUCUGAGGUGACGGAUGGUGAUAUGCCUCGUGGAAGAACUACCGAUAGCAAUCUGUUUGCUGAUGCUGCCACCACAAUCGAGAAUUACGAGAACUUUAGUCUCAAAGUUCACCCUGACUUUUAUGGUGAGGCUUUUCGAGGCAAACCCUCAGACUACAAGUUCUAUAUUCUCUCUCGAGCCUCACAUAAAGUCUCUUCCAUCACCCUCAUGCUUUGUGACGUGUUCCUUGUCAAUAAACUCAAGUUUGAGGCCUACUCCGACUCGUGGAGAGAGGAUGGAAAUUUUGAUGAAAUAAAGGAGCCAUUCUCGUACAAGAUUGAAGUGUCAAAGGACUCGAAUUCGUGGAUGACGGUUAUUGACCAUUCCAACUGCAAGUGUUACUUCACUCAGCAACUUUACUUUCCAAGGAAGGCAGUUCAGUAUAUAAAGUUGACCAUAAUGAGGGCACAUGACAACCUGCAAGUUAGGUUCCUCAGUUGCUCCUGCAGUUCCAGUGAGCAAGAACCACAGUUCCGGCACUCCAAUGGAAUUCUAGCUCCAUUGACUCCGUUGACCCCAGCAGUCAUUAAUUUCAUGACUGUAGUUCACAAAGGUGUCAGAUGCUUUCUCACCCUACACCAACCCUACUCCAUCUCUUCAAUCACGCUGAAGGUGUGUGGACUGGUGGGGUCGGCUCAUGUGGUGGUCAGCGUCUCGCUUGUGAACAAAUACAAACAGUACCAGGUUGUGGCCGACUUGAAGAACUGCAUUUUGAAUGAGAGUGACUUGCAGAUCACAUUCCAGGAGAGAGUGGUGGCAAUCAUUACUGUCGAUAUCCUCGAUUUUUCUGUGGAGGGUCAACUUGUACCACUCUCGAAGGACACACCCAUCAGUAUUAAAAAUAUUGUCAUUGGGCAAGCUAUAGUUAGUUGAACAAAUGACAUUUUAUUGUGACUUUCUUUAAUUGUUGUGUUGUGUUGUGUUUGUCAGGCUAGUCUAUAAUCGUUGUCGCAAUCAUAAUUAUGUUUUUAUGCUAUCCAAAUUUA
Messenger RNA from Halichondria panicea, 1876 nucleotides. RefSeq names its product BTB/POZ domain-containing protein 9-like. Gene Ontology annotation, biological process: modulation of chemical synaptic transmission; circadian behavior; adult locomotory behavior. The record is from RefSeq and is a predicted model, not a curated record. Gene Ontology annotation, cellular component: cytoplasm. Gene Ontology annotation, molecular function: protein binding. Lineage: Eukaryota; Metazoa; Porifera; Demospongiae; Suberitida; Halichondriidae. Bases 51 to 1763 code for a protein of 570 amino acids. The transcript has 10 exons.